CCGUCUCUGUGUGUGUCUGCUGCUCUUCUCAGCUCCUCCCCUAGUCGCUGCUCAUCCCAAGCUUACACUGCUUCGCCUCUUCUUCUUGCUCUGCCAUCACUCUUCACGUUCUUAGCAAUUGCUCCCGCCGCUUCAGCCGGCGAGCUACUGCCCAAAAGUGAAAAGCUCGAUUCUCCUAUCUUGGCUUUAGUUGUUUGGGGGUUUAGAUGAGCAGCAGCAGACAGAGGACCCUCGGGUCGGGGGGUCAGCAUGUGUUGGACUAUCUCAAACGGAUGCAGUCGGAGAAUCCGGCCUUCUUUUAUGCAGUCCAGGGGGAUAGCGAUCACUCGGGUGGAAGCAUAUUCUGGGCCGACGCACCAGCCAGGAUGAACUAUUCCUACUUCGGCGAUACCGUGAUAUUCGAUACUACAUACAGGACGAACCGCUACAAGGUGCCCUUUGCCUCGUUGACUGGGUUAAACCAUCACGGGCAGCCCGUGUUGUUUGGUUGUGCAAUAAUGCUGAACGAGUCAGAGUCCUCAUUCGUUUGGCUGCUCCAGACAUGGCUCCAUGCUAUGUCGGGUCGGUCCCCUGUCUCCAUGACAACUGACCCAGAUGGCUUGAUACAGAUCGCUGUCUCCCAAGUCUUUCCCGGAACUCGACAUCGUUUCUGUAAGUCUGGAAUGUUCAGAGAAACCAAGGAGAAGCUGGCUCACAUCUAUCAGUCACAUCCUACUUUCGAACUCGAAAUCAAGAAAUGCAUAAAUGAGACUGAGACGAUCGAUGAAUUCGAGUCGUGCUGGGCUGCGGUCUUAGAAAGGUAUUAUCUCACGGAUAAUGAGUGGCUGCUCUCGAUUUACAAUGCUCGGCAACAGUGGGUGCCUGUUUAUCUAAGAAAUUCAUUUUUUGGGGAUUUGUCUCUCCCAGAGAGAAGCGAAGGUCUAGAUGCAUAUUUCGGUAGUUAUAUCAAUGCAUCAACUACAAUACAGGUGUUGCUUAAACAGUAUGAGAAGGCCGUAUCGAGUUGGCAUGAGAAGGAACUGAAAGCCGAUUAUGACACUACCAAUAGUACACCGACUCUUAAGACACCAUCUCCUAUGGAGAAACAAGCUGCUGCGGUGUAUACAAGAAGGAUUUUCAUGAAAUUCCAAGAGGAAUUGGUUGAAACCCUGGCGAACCCCGCAACCAAAAUCGAGGACUUGGGAACUGUCAGCACGUAUCGUGUUGCUAAGUUUGGGGAAGACCACAAGGCUCACACCGUUAGUUUCAACUCUUUCGAGAUGAAAGCAAGUUGUAGCUGCCAAAUGUUUGAGUACUCGGGAAUAAUCUGUAGGCACAUAUUGGCAGUUUUUAGGCCAAAAAAUGUCCUUACUCUCCCAUCCCAAUACAUUCUAAAACGUUGGACCCGAGAUGCCAAGAGUGGGGCUGUUCCCGAGGACCGCAUCCUUGAGGCACCAAAUGAUUCUCGGGAGUCUCUAAGCGUAAGGUAUAACAACUUACGCCAGGAGGCGAUUAAGUAUGUCGAGGAAGGAGCAAAAUCUAUCCAUGUUUAUUACGUGGCAUUGGAGGCAUUGCAAGAGGCUGCUAAGAAAGUAGCCGCUGUAAAAGGUAAAAGCUCUGGAGCUUCACAGGAAGGAAACAUGGCCAAUGGAGAUAGUCAAGAGUUGCAUCAAGCUGGAGAUAAUCAGAUUGGACAGACUGAAACAGUGGGUGAAAAGGAGAAGAGGAUUCGAGAGUUGAGUGCCGCGUUAGAGAGCACGAAUCAGAGAUGCGAAGUUUAUCGGACGAACCUUUUGGCUAUUCUUAAAGAUAUGGAAGACCAGAAGUUAAAACUGUCAGUAAAAGUACAGAACGCCAGGCUAAGCUUGAAAGAAUGAGCCUUCAUUUGGAUAGGGAAGAUUAGUCAGAAGACCUCAUCACUCGAAGUAGAUUCCGACAGGUACUCCAUCGGUGCUUUGUGGGCGUCAAGAAAAACAUGGUCAUCUGGGGCCCCAACAAUGUUGUCGUGGCUUUGCCAAUUCCCUUGUGCGCUCGUGGGGGAAAAAUCUAUGAGCUGAGGUUACGGCAGGUCGAGGGAGUAGAUGAAGAUCUACUGGGACAGGACAGUCAUGCAACAAUCGGUGCUGUAUUUCAUUCUCAUUAGUCGCCUGAUAUUCGUCCAAAUAUAAAUAGCUAUCGAAGUUGCUCUCUAUCGGCUUUUCAUGGGAUCAUUCCGCAUACUAGUUCCUCCCUUGACAGAUUGAGGUACUGUAAAGAGCACACACAUGGAACACCGGAAGAAAAAAGUUAAAUGGCUAGAUUGGGGAAAAUAAGAAAUUGAGGACUCAAUGUCAAAAUCUCAACUUUGCUAUACAAAUGAAACUUUUAUUUUGCUA
Messenger RNA from Punica granatum (pomegranate), 2354 nucleotides. The record is from RefSeq and is a predicted model, not a curated record. Lineage: Eukaryota; Viridiplantae; Streptophyta; Magnoliopsida; Myrtales; Lythraceae.